Messenger RNA from Siniperca chuatsi (mandarin fish), 1760 nucleotides. RefSeq names its product dermatopontin (gene dpt). Lineage: Eukaryota; Metazoa; Chordata; Actinopteri; Centrarchiformes; Sinipercidae. The transcript is spliced from 4 exons. The coding region runs from base 89 to 664 and encodes 191 amino acids. The record is from RefSeq and is a predicted model, not a curated record. Gene Ontology annotation, biological process: collagen fibril organization. Gene Ontology annotation, cellular component: extracellular matrix. Gene Ontology annotation, molecular function: extracellular matrix structural constituent.
UACAAAACAUCUGCACAGCAAAAGACUUGGAGGAGUUUAAACUGAGGCAGCUGUGAGGAAGCGCAGCAGACGAACAGAUUUCUUCAACAUGAAUCCUGCUCUGGUGAUGUUGGCGUCGUCUUUGCUGGCCACAGUGGCAGCUCAGUCUCACGACCAUCAUGACAUGGCCUGGGUCAAUGGCUACCGCCAAAGCUUCAACUUCCAGUGUGCCCACGGAGAGGUCCUUGUGGCCGCCAGGAGCUACUUCAGCGAGCAGGACGGCAUGGACCGCUUGUGGACGUUUGAGUGCCAGCCCACACCUGAGGGUCUGGGGGAGCCCAGUGACUGCUGGUGGGACGACAUCAACCGUGCUGGGAUGGAGUGGACUUCAACAUGCACUCGCAACGGCUUGGUAGCGGGCGUACAAAGCAAGUACUUUGAAUCCGUUCUUGACCGGGAAUGGCAGUUCUACUGCUGCUAUUACAAACGCCGCUGUCCCUACUCCUGCAUGAAGACCACUGACAUUCCUGAAAACUACAGAGAGGAGGGAGAGCUGGUGGUCCCUAGUUACGGCUACUUCGUCCGAGGUGCCCAGACCACCUUCAGUGGAGUGCUAAGAGAUCGGCAGUGGAAGUACAUCCUGUGCAGAAUGACAGAAUUUGAUUGUGAAUUUGAAAAUUUAUAGAUUGUAAGCAGCUUUUUUCCCUCUCCAUAAACAGUUUGAACUAAAAACACAUAUUUACUCUGACAUGUAAACAAAAACAUAAUACUGACAUUACACAGAACUGAUAUGAUUCAUGUUUUCAUUCAUGUAUUUACUUUUGAUGAAUGGUUUAACCACAGGCAUGUGAUAUAUGCCUGUAUAAUCACAGUUUCGCAAUUUAGUCUAGCAUGGAAAAUGACUGCUCAUAUAAAGGUAACUGUUAAAAUAAACAUCAGCACAGGGGAUUUGGGCUCCACCGGACACUUUGGACAGCCAAAGUGUUUUCAUUUGGUUGCAGGAGGGACUGGAAGUCCUUUGGCACUAUGAGAAAGUGGUUUUCCAAAAAAUGAACUCAGUUAUUUGAUGCUGUGGUCAUAGGGGUGGAAAACACUGCAUCAGACUACUGCUCCAAGAUCUCUUAGUUGAGGUCACGUGACAGUGAUGGCAAAACACAGCAUUUUCAUGGUCAUAAAAGCAUUCAGUGAGCUGCGGGGUGUGGCUGAUUGGGAUAUUGUCUUGGAAGUAACUCUCGGAACAAUCAUGUUUGUGUUGGAAGAAAUGAGAAGCUCUUUCAGAUUCAUUGGCAAGAUGAGCUUUGCAUGCAACAAAAAGUGUCUCCACCUGCUUUCAAUUGACUUCACAUCCCUCCUUUAUUAAAGUGUCUUGUCCAGUUUGGCAAUUACAGCUACACUGUAUGCUGUACUGGAACUCAUGUAACUACACCGUGUGAAAAUGGGAUUAAAACAAUCCCCUUACUUUGUAAAGUCAUUUAUUUAAUAUAAAGGUAUGGUGUGUUAAUGCACUCGCAUAAUGCAAAAAUAUCUGUUUUGCAUGUUAAAAAAAUCAAAUGAUGAGUAUAUGAUGUUUAAAAUUAAAUCAAAGAAUAUGAAUUGAAAUCUCAUGAGUAUUACAGUAACUGAAUACAAUAAAUUGUUGAGGGAAAAUAUUGUGGGAGAAAGGAUAAUCUAGCUAUGUGAGAGUAUAAGCUUUCCAAAAGCACAGAGAGGAUAAACUCAGCCAUGACCACAUCAACAGCUCCUUUGGGCUUAACUUGGCUGAAAGUAAACUCAGCACUGCU